CAAAGGACUGACAUUGCACCGGACUGAAAGUGGUUUGCGUCAGCAACUCCUUCUCCCGAAAACUGAUCAAAAAUGGGGAAGCAAGAGGAGAUCCUCAGAAAAAUGUCCCUUCUGCUGAGAGUUCGAAGUAUUCUGGUAAAACAGUGCCUGGCUGAAUGUUUGGGAACGCUCAUUCAUACGAUGCUUAGCUGUGGAGCAAUAGCGCAGUUCACACUCAGCUGUGGCACUCACACUGAAUUUCUGUCCGUAACUUUUGCCAUCGGAUUUGCAGUAGCUCUAGGCAUACUGGUGACCAGUAAAGUGUCAGGAGCUCACCUGAAUCCAGCAGUGACCUUUGCUCUGUGCUUGCUUGCUUGUGAGCCUUGGUUAAAAUUCCCCUUCUUCUUUUUGGCACAAACAGUAGGUGCCUUUCUUGGAUCAGGAAUAAUGUUUGGUUUGUAUUAUGAGAAGUUGUGGCUCCAUGGCAAUCAACAGCUGACAGUUAUUGGACCAAACUCGACUGCUGGGAUAUUUACAACAUUUCCACUUGAACACGUGAGUGCACUCACUGGCAUUUUUGAUCAGGCAACUGGAACUGCAGUGCUCAUAUUUUGCAUUCUUACCAUCGUGGAUCCUUUGCACACCCCAGUGCAGACAGGCUUGGAAGCCUUCACCAUCGGCUUGGUGGUUCUGAUCAUUGGCUGGUCCAUGGGUUCAAAUUCCCAGUACUCACUAAAUCCUGCCAGGGAUAUUGGACCUCGCUUGUUCACAGCAAUUGCUGGCUGGGGAUCUGAAGUUUUCACUGCUGGAAGCUAUUGGUUUUGGAUUCCACUAGUCAGCCCGAUCAUUGGAGCCGCUUUGGGUGUUUUGAUGUACCAGUUCAUUGUUGGAUUACGGGUUGAUGCAAGAGGUGGCUGCUCCACCAAAGCAGAACAAAAUGUAAAACCCCUGAGCCAGAAAACAGGCGGAAGCUGAUGAUGAACGGACCCCGCACAUAUCCUCUGAAGAAUUUGUUUUAAGAAUCUUCAGCAGAUUUUACAGGUGUUUAUUCCUGCAAUAUCACAAUAGUCUCUUUGAAUAUCGCAUUUGUUUUCACAUGUUAUGUAUACCUUCGAUCAUUUUAUUAGCCACAGAAUAAAAUUUAAAAGUUAUAAGUUCAAACUUCAUUUUUGUCAAAGUACAUAUAUCUGAUCUUGAGAUUCAUUUUUAUAGUAAAUGCAAAGAAACACAAUAUAAUCAAUGAAAAACUGCACACAAAAAUGGGCAACCAAUGACUCAGAAUUGUGCAAAUACAAAAAAGAGAAAGACACAGAAUAAUAAUAAUAAAUAAUAAUAAUAAUUAAUAAUAAAUAAGCAAUAACUAUCAAGAACACGAGUUGUAGAGUCCUUGAAAGUGAGUAGAUAGGUUGUGAAAUCAGUUCAGUGUUGGCUGAGUGAAGUUAUCCCCUCUGGUUCAAGAGCCUGAUGGUUGAGGGUUAAUAACUGUUCCUGAACCCGGUGGAGUGGGAACUCGAGGCUCCUGGAUCUCCUUCCGGAUGGCAGCAGCGAGAAGAGAGCAUGGCCUGGAUGGUGGGGGUCCCUGAUGAUGGAUGCUGCUUUCCUGUGACAGUGCUCUGUGCAGAUGUGCUCAUUGUUAUAACUUCCUAAUACUUGAUAAAAGACAGAAGAACAUGGCAGGCAAUCAAUCUCUCCAAAUUUUCAGUAUUUCUGAAUGUAUAAUGCUGUUUUGUACAUCAUCUGUACAAAACAACAUUUUACCGCACGCUGUCGGAGCAGCGCUGUCAGGAUAAUCAAGGACACGACCCACCCAGCCAACACACUUUUCGUCCCUCUUCCCUCCGGGAGAAGGCUCAGGAGCUUGAAGACUCGUAUGGACAGAUUUGGGAACAGCUUCUUUCCAACUGUGAUAAGACUGCUGAACAGAUCCUGACCCGGAUCUGGGCCGUACCCUCCAAAUAUCCGGACCUGCCUCUCAGUUUUUUUGCACUACCUU
Messenger RNA from Mobula hypostoma (lesser devil ray), 1972 nucleotides. RefSeq names its product aquaporin-3-like. The transcript has 6 exons. Gene Ontology annotation, biological process: glycerol transmembrane transport; water transport. The coding region runs from base 73 to 954 and encodes 293 amino acids. The record is from RefSeq and is a predicted model, not a curated record. Gene Ontology annotation, cellular component: basolateral plasma membrane; plasma membrane. Gene Ontology annotation, molecular function: glycerol channel activity; water channel activity; urea transmembrane transporter activity. Lineage: Eukaryota; Metazoa; Chordata; Chondrichthyes; Myliobatiformes; Myliobatidae.